Molecule: messenger RNA, 1019 nt
Organism: Colias croceus (clouded yellow)
Lineage: Eukaryota; Metazoa; Arthropoda; Insecta; Lepidoptera; Pieridae
Exons: 3
Coding region: 210-824 (204 amino acids)
Source: RefSeq, a predicted model, not a curated record
CAGAGUACGCGCACACGCACUGACUUCGCGAAUUCAUUUGUUCGUUAAACGAGUUUUAGUGCUAGGUGUGUUUAAAUAAGUAUUUAUAAAUAAUAUUUACAUUAUAUAAAUUGAAGCGAUGGGCUAGGUAUUCCAUAAAUAAAUAAUAACAAGUUUUAAUAUAAUUUAGUUGAGGUUUAACAUGGUUGUAAUUUUCCUUUAACAGCGAAAUGAAUUUGAAAUUAAACAACGAGGAGGAGCGGCGGCGCACCGGUCGCUACAUAGCGAUUCUGGUAGGCAUAUGCCUUCUCAUGCUGGCUAUAUACCACGCGUGGGUCCGUCGCAUUCCAGUCGUCGCCAGUCUGGUGGUACCAGCCCUCAUCAUGUUCGUGUACGUUGGAUGGGUCCUAUACACUGCAUCGAGGGAUAAAAAACGGUUAUUGCUGUUGGAUGCAGAAGCGGCGUUGAAUGCAGCGUCUUUAGAACAUACAGAGGACCAGCGUUCCGACGGCGUGUCACACAAUAGCGUAGAAAUAUCCGUUAUAUCGAACAAAGAUAAUUCCAAAGUAAAUUCUCCUCAAGAAACUCACACUUGGGCAGAAGUGUGUACAACGUUAUUAAAGGAGGACAACGAAACAAAAGAAAACAAACGCCCAGUAUUUAUUAAACCAAUAAUUCUAGUUAAUGACAAACCAGCGGAGGAUCUAGACGAAAAAUGGACGCACGUUUUAGAGACUGUCUAUGGAGAUAAUUUGAAAAAUUAUCAACGAAGAAGAAAAUUUAAACGGAAAUAUUGUCGAAGCAGGCGGUAUGCCGCUUUCAAAAGAUCAUAUUCAAUAGGUUGAUAAUGUGAUCAUGCUAUAGUUCCUGAAAUCCAUCAUGAUAUGCGCAGAGAAGUAUGAACCAUUAAAAACGUUGCUUGAAUUUAAUUUAAUUCUAACGAGAGGAAUUGUGAACUUAAUCAGAUUCUGUUUUAUUUAAGAAAUGUUUCAUCGGUGUAAAAACAAAGUCUCACCAAGCCUUGAAAAAGUAUCUUGAAA